Cladophialophora immunda is the source of this 4628-nucleotide messenger RNA. RefSeq lists its product as uncharacterized. Gene Ontology annotation, molecular function: phosphorelay sensor kinase activity. The transcript is spliced from 3 exons. Lineage: Eukaryota; Fungi; Ascomycota; Eurotiomycetes; Chaetothyriales; Herpotrichiellaceae. Bases 418 to 4239 code for a protein of 1273 amino acids. The record is from RefSeq and is a predicted model, not a curated record. Gene Ontology annotation, biological process: phosphorelay signal transduction system; phosphorylation.
AGAAGUUCGAUGACGCUUUCACGUCUCCUGCCAGUGGAACAAGCGGGCAUUUCUGGCAAUACACCCAUUCUCGAGUCCAAAACUCCCAACGAUCAUCGCACUUGCCGAUCUCCCAUGGCUGCCCUUUUCGGCCUAUCUCCAAAGUGUUCCUGUGACUCUCGGUUAUUCCGUCAUUCUCGAUCCUCUUGUUACGAACUCGAACUUGGGUCACCCAACCCCGGUACCUCCUCACCUAUACUACCAUGUCUCGACCUUGACUUAUAGCAAGCCGCCAUGCCGCUUCAUCUCGCGUCACAGCUAUGAGUAUGAGCGGACACUGUGCUGCCUUUCGGUAGAAAUUUUGCAGUCUGAAAGCGCAGGAAACUGGGUUUGUGGGAUUGGUGUAUAGAGGGGCAGACUCCUCUACCUCCUCCAACUAUGGCUUCAGAAGCGGCGCGAGAGCGCGAAAUGCACAGGUACUAUCAACCGUGGCUCGAAACCUUUCUGUCCACCGACUUUGAACCUGCCUCGAACUUCCCUCCUUCUGCUGACCAGGCCGAAGCCCACCGACCACGCUCCUCCAGAGACAAGGCGUUGACAGCCUUCGCGCAACUGGGUUGUCUUCGCCUGAACGCCAAAAGAUGCGUAGUCACUUUGCUAGGCACUACGAAGCAAUAUAUCAUAGCCGAGGCCACGAAAUCUCUGUCACUAUUGAGCGACGCUCACCACGACGAUGGAGAUGAACUAUGGUUCGGAAAUUCUUUCAUUGAGCGAGAGGGCGGCAUCUCGGCUGAUGCCAUGUAUCCUGACAAAUAUACUGCCUAUGAUCCAGAUGGCUCUUCCUUCACCACCCCAGCGUUGGUCGUCAGCGAUAUCUCGACCCAUGAGAAAUAUAAAACUCGAGGCUACGCUGGUCGGGGCGUUUCCUUUUAUUGUGGCGUACCAAUCACCACACAACUGGGCCACGUCAUUGGGGUCUAUACUGUCACCGACGACAAACCCCGUCAAAAUCUGUCGGCAACGGAACUUCAUUUCCUGUUCGACAUGUCCGUUAUCGUCAUCCAACAUCUGGAGAGUGUGCGAAACGAUCGUGCCAGGAAGAGGGGAGAGCGCCUUAUCCACGGGAUCGGGACAUUCAUCGGGGGCGACAAGGCUGGAGCGACCGAAGAUAGUUCCAUUCCCCAGCGCAAUAAGUCCAGUGAGUCCAGAUCGAGCCAGAAUGCCUCAGAGAGCACCAAGACCGCGGAAUUUAUGGGCUUGGUAAUUGGCGACGCAAACGUACCUGCGGAGGACUCCAAACGUAUGGGAGUUUCAGAGCGCGGCCGUGCAAAUGGCACAACGACAACGAAGUCUUCUGGCUUCAGCCAGGAGGGCAUCCUCAACCACGUGUCCAGACACACACAGGCGACGCAUCCUGCAAAAACAGCCAAGAAUAAGGUAUUGCAGGAGUCUCAGCAGGUGUUUAAUCGUGCCGCAGCUGUCCUGCAAUACUGCCUCGGCGCUGAUGGGGUUGCGUUCCUCAAUGCGAGCUCCGCAAACCUGAGUUCGGGUUCGAGCAUGAAAACUUCUGGAGCUGCUAUAUCUAAAUUCCAUCAUGCCAAAUCCAGUGGAAGUAGUCACGCCGAUCACCAGAACGGAUUGAGGGGCUCAGACUCGCAGGAGGGGGCACCAAGAGACGACUCCUCGACCUCCAGCGAUGAUACUGUGAGUACACGCAGCAACAGCGACUCGUCCGCUUCCCAAAACAGAAGACAAAAGUGUGAAAUCCUGGGCCUUUGCGCAGUUGAUUCGGACCAAUCCAUCAGCAUUGCCGACCCGACCAUGCGCCGUCUAGUUCGCCGUCAUCCAAAAGGGAAAUGCUUUCUAUUCGACCAGUUUGGCAAGCCGGCAUCUAGUGAUGAGAGCUCCGAGUCUGCAUCUGCUGCAGAUGUCUCCCAAGGCGAUGCUGAUCAACUGUCGAGAGUGGGAAAACAUGUCCCCACAACCAAUUUUCUACAGAAAGCACUCCCCGGCGCGAGGAAGAUUGUUUUCCUGCCCCUGUGGGAUUUUGCGAAGGAACGGUGGCACUCUGGACUGAUAGUUUGGUCAAAUGAUACAGGCGGUUUGACUAACGUUGAAGAGGAUAUGGUUUAUCUGAGAGCCUUCAGCAACGCCAUUGUGAAUGAGCUCAACCGAAUCGAUCUAGCCCUGUCCGAUACUGCCAAGUCGACAUUCCUUGCCAACAUUUCUCACGAGCUACGCUCGCCCCUUCAUGGUAUCCUGGGAAGUAUCGAAUUCCUUCACGAUACUGCUAUGGAUGAUUUUCAAUCGUCCAUGGUUAUAAGCGUUGAAACAUGUGGAAAGACACUCCUGGAUACAGUUAACCAUGUCCUUGACUAUGCAAAGAUACACAGUCUGUCCAAAUCUCAGCGUCCGGAUCCAGCGUCUGCGCAAGGGCAUGCGCAACGGAGCAAACCCGAAACCAAUCUCACGGAGGAUUUUGAUAUGGCCGUUGUUGUGGAAGAGGCCGUUGAAGCGGUGUACGCCGGCCAAGUCUUCAGAACCGCUAAUGCAGAUGCGUUGGAAGGCAAAUCGCCAGUUCAGACUGCUGCGAGUCGAGCCAUGCAACAACGGCUGGAGCGAAGAGCUAAUAUCAGCAAAGGCUCCGCCAAAGCAUCAAGUUCUGUCCGCCUUACCUUGAACAUCGACGAUCAUACCAACUGGUGGGUCCGAUCUCAACCUGGGGCCGUCAGACGGAUCGUCAUGAAUAUCCUUGGGAAUGCAUUAAAAUAUACCACCAAAGGAAGUAUCAAUGUUGGGCUCGAGAUUGACAGCUCCCGAAACAAGGGUAGCUCAAAUCUACACAUGCUGCUGAAGAUCGCCGACACCGGCCGCGGCAUGUCGGGUGAUUUCAUGAAAAAUCACGCAUUUACUGCGUUUUCUCAGGAGGACACUUUGGCAACGGGGACCGGCCUCGGGCUCAGCAUUGUCCGACAGAUUGUCGACUCUCUCGGAGGCAAGAUCGACUUGUCCAGCGAGAAAGAUGUGGGCACUGAAGUAAGAAUCUGGUUUAGGCUUCCAAAGAGCCAAAAAGAUGUGAGCUCGAUCGCCGAGGCUCGCGUCAUUCCAGAGAUGCGCCAGCGCACCACGGGCCGGGAGAUGUGUAUGCUUUUACCGUAUGAUGAGAAGAACAGCGAAACCGAUGUCCGUUCUCUGGUUCCGAUGCCAACCAUAGAGAGCUCAAUGCGGAAUUUGGUGUCUCAGUGGUUUCGAAUGAAGAUCACCACGACAAAGACCAUGGAUGGUAUCUCGCCAGACUUCUUCAUCUAUCCUGAGCCCCCUCCGAUUGACUACCUCAUGGACUACCAUGGGAAGCCAGAAACGGAGAGAGAAGUCCCCGUCAUCAUCUUGUGUACGAAUGCAUUCGAAGCUGCAUCCCUGAGGUCAAACGGUAUACAUUACCUUACCGAUAUUGGGAGAGUCAUUGAGGUAAUCGCGCAACCUUGUGGGCCGCAGAAACUGGCCAAAGUCCUUCAUCGAUGUAUGCAACGGUUGGGGCUGCUUCAAAAGGACCAUGCCAAAAAGCCCCCAAAGACGGCUUUGUUAUCUUUCGGUCGAGACUGGAACGCAGAUAAAGAGAGCAUCCGAGCAAGGGAAGAUAUAACCGGGCAGGGUGGUGAAUGGGUUCAGGACGUUGAUACCCCCUCUACGCCUGACGGUAAUAGUGCAGCCAAGCCCAGAUCGCCCGACUCUUCGCGCAAGGUUUUCACCGAAAACCAAUCACGGUCUCAGAAGCCGUCAUUGAUAAAGAUGGGCGCUUCGGAAGAGGUCGUCACGUUAACUCAGUCAGAUGUCACGGAAAGCUCUGCUUUGCCUCGAAAACCGGACACAAAUAGCCCACGGGUCCUGGUGGUCGACGACAAUCACAUCAACCUCCAUCUCCUCGUAACUUUUGUUCGCAAAGCUGGCCACCCCUAUGAAUCAGCCACCGAUGGUUUGAAGGCUCUAGAAGCAUACAAGAAGAGUAUCCGGGAAGAUGGUGGUCGAAAUGCCUUCAAGCAUGUUUUUAUGGACAUCUCCAUGCCCGUUAUGAACGGGAUAGCUUCCGCCAAAGAGAUUCGACGAUUCGAAAAGGACAACAAAGUUGAUCCACCCGCCAAAAUCAUUGCUUUGACGGGGAUGGGGAGUGAAGUUGCCCAUAACGAGGCAAUAGACGCCGGAUUUGAUGAGUUCUUAAGCAAGCCGAUUAAGUUUAAGGACCUACAGAAACUACUUGUCUGAACGGCAUUUUGCGUUGGACGAGCUUCAAGCAACCAGGUUCUGCGUUGUGGGUUGUGGGUUGUUGGAUACUGUGAUACCUCUAUGCAUUGCUUCUGGCAUUUCCUUUGAUGUAGGAUGAGAAAAGCUGAUACCAGGAAACAAGGAUUUGCUUCGAGCACCAGCACACAGAUCUUGUCGUGCUUGGGAGUGUCCUCCUAAUUCUCUGUCCUGGCUUCAACUUUCUUACCGUUUCGUUGCUUGUUACAUCCGCGCGACAUCCAGAUCUCGUCCUUCGUCCUCGGUAUAUAUGGCGUACCUUCACAAGCCAGGCGAGAAGGUGGAUGGGUGGGUGUAUGUGUGCGAGCAUUACUACAGUUCCAGGUCAUUCACGGUUGCCGGCCCUGUCUCCC